This is a messenger RNA of Penicillium argentinense, 1539 nucleotides long. Its product is annotated as gluconeogenesis factor YvcK family protein. The record is from RefSeq and is a predicted model, not a curated record. Bases 1 to 1539 code for a protein of 512 amino acids. Lineage: Eukaryota; Fungi; Ascomycota; Eurotiomycetes; Eurotiales; Aspergillaceae. The transcript is spliced from 2 exons. Gene Ontology annotation, molecular function: LPPG:FO 2-phospho-L-lactate transferase activity.
AUGCCGAAUCGCGGCAUCACAGUCAUCUCCGGAGGUAGCGCCGCGAACAAUCUGGUUGAUGUAUUCGAUGCUCUUCGAGAAAGCAAAGAGUGCCCACUGAGCUACAUCAUCCCGAUCAGUGACAAUGGCGGGUCAUCAUCGGAGCUGAUCCGGAUCUUCGGGGGUCCUGGGAUCGGUGAUGUGCGCAGUCGCCUGGUACGUUUGAUUCCGAACAUCCCCGCCAAUCCAGAACGUACCGCCGUCAAAACCCUCUUCAACCAUCGUCUCCCCGCGGAGGCGGCGGCGGCGUCGGGUGAAUGGUUAUCCAUCGUGGACGGAACGUCAACCCUAUGGCAUUCUAUCACUCCUGCCAAAAAGGAGCUAAUUCGCUCAUUCUUUAACAUGUUGAAUCUGGAGAUCCUGAAACGGGCUCGGCCACCAUCGUCUACCUUCGAUUUUACGUCCGCGAGUGUGGGGAACUUGUUCUUGACGGGUGCCCGGCUUUUCAGCGGGAGCUUUGAGAGCGCCAUCUACCUCUUGGGCAGUAUCUGCGGCGUCCAGUCUGACCUUAUACGCGUGAUUCCUGCCAUUAAUUCCAACUUUUCCCAUCACAUCUCGGCGACGUUGGCCAACGGUACCAUCAUUGUUGGCCAGAAUAGUAUCUCACAUCCGAGCGAGGAAACCGCUCUUCAACCGAAUUCUGGCACCAGACGCCCCAGUCUGCUGCUUGCGGAUGGGGAUGACCUUGAAGAUACCGAUGUGUCGGAUAUGGCCGAUGGGGUCUCCUACGAGGAAGAUCAUCUGCCCGGCUCACUCGCGUCGCUUCGCAAUAAGAAUAUUUCCUUCAGCAAGGCGAAAAAUGAGGAUCUGCCUUGCCGGAUCGAUCGCAUCUGGUACAUCAAUCCGUAUGGUCAGGAGAUCCGACCGGCGGCCAAUCCGAGGGUCCUGGAGGCUCUGAACGAUUCACAGGCCAUUAUAUAUAGCAUUGGCUCUCUCUAUACGUCUAUCAUACCCGCCGUCAUUCUACGUGGUGUCGGCAAGAGUAUUGUGACGAGUCCCGCUCGCCAUAAGAUCCUGAUCCUAAAUGGAUCAUUAGACCGUGAGACCGGUCCCCCGACGCAACCAUUCACGGCAUCUGAUUUCGUCGAAGCAAUCACCCGUGCGGGAGAGGAGAGUCGUGGCCGGCACCUCCGUCACAGGCACUCGUCUCAUCAAUCGUCCGGUCUGCCCGCCCCGACAGCCUCCAUGCAAUCAACGCAAACUCUCCCGUAUACUUCCUACGUAACUCACAUCCUGCAUCUGGACGGUCCAGGAACGCCUCAUGUCGAUCGAGAACGACUGGCGCAGAUGGGCAUCGAGGCACUUCGUUUGUACGGACGGAAGAUCACUGUGAUGCAAGACGACACGGAGGUAAUCGUCGGUAUGCGGUACGAUUCCAAUGCUUUGCUUCAAGCUCUCGAGGUGGUUCUUGGGAAGAAAGGUGACGCGAUGAUACGUGGGGGCAUUGGCAGUGGCUUGGGACGUCGGAAUACGCUAGAGCCCACGCGGCGAGAGAAAUAA